Mycetomoellerius zeteki is the source of this 1879-nucleotide messenger RNA. RefSeq names its product acetylcholinesterase 2. The record is from RefSeq and is a predicted model, not a curated record. Gene Ontology annotation, biological process: acetylcholine catabolic process in synaptic cleft; choline metabolic process. NCBI's taxonomy places the organism in Eukaryota, Metazoa, Arthropoda, Insecta, Hymenoptera, Formicidae. Gene Ontology annotation, cellular component: plasma membrane. Gene Ontology annotation, molecular function: acetylcholinesterase activity.
CUGUGUUCCUUAUCGAGUGCGGUUAAGAUAUUCGGUCUGAUUAUGAGUUCUUGGAUGAACUGUCCGUCCUCUUUGCUGCUGUUGCUGUUAGGCUUGAGCCUGCAUAGCGCGUGCAUCACGCGAGCGAACGUUGCCGGUCAGCACGGUAGUCAAGACGGUGGUCAUGAGUCCUUAGUGGUGGAGACUACUAGUGGGCUGAUGCGCGGUCUCUCUCGCACGGUGCUCGAUCGUGAGGUUCAUGUGUUCUACGGAGUGCCGUUCGCGAAACCUCCGGUUGGGCCUUUGCGAUUUCGCAAGCCGCUACCGAUCGAGCCCUGGCACGGAAUAUUGAACGCUACCACCUUGCCCAAUAGCUGCUAUCAAGAGCGCUACGAGUACUUUCCAGGCUUUGAGGGCGAGGAGAUGUGGAAUCCUAACACCAACAUCUCCGAGGACUGUCUCUACCUCAACAUUUGGGUGCCGCAGAAGUUGCGUCUACGUCACAAGGAGUCACCGGACAACGUUGGUAAUAACGGUAUGGCGAUAUUGGUCUGGGUCUAUGGCGGCGGCUUCAUGAGCGGCACCGCCACCCUGGACGUCUACGAUGCCGACAUUAUGGCGGAAAGAGCGCCGGGUAACAUGGGCCUCUGGGACCAGGCCUUGGCUCUUAAGUGGCUUCGUGAAAACGCGCGCGUCUUCGGCGGCGAUCCCGACUUGAUUACGAUCUUUGGCGAGUCUGCGGGUGGUAGUUCAGUGUCCUUACAUCUCAUCUCACCGGUCACGCAAGGUUUAGUGCGUCGAGGUAUCCUUCAGAGUGGCACCCUCAACGCCCCAUGGAGUUACAUGACCGGCGAAAAGGCAAACGAGAUGGCUCGAGUGCUGGUAGACGAUUGCGGAUGCAAUUCGACAAUGCUGCAAGAAAACCCGGCACGUGUUAUGGCCUGCAUGAGGUCGGUGGACGCAAAAACUCUCUCCGUGCAACAGUGGAACAGUUAUUGGGGCAUUCUCGGCUUCCCGUCGGCGCCCACCAUCGACGGGGUCUUCCUGCCUAAGGAUCCAUUGGACUUGGUCAGAGAGGCGGAUUUCAAAAACACCGAGAUCCUGAUUGGAAAUAACGAGAACGAAGGAACGUAUUUUAUUCUAUACGAUUUCAUUGACUUCUUCGAGAAAGAUCAAGCCAGUUUUUUGGAUCGAGAUAAAUUUUUCAACAUCAUCAAUACUAUCUUCAAGAAUAUGUCGCAAAUCGAGCGUGAAGCCAUCAUUUUUCAAUAUACCGAUUGGGAUCAGGUGAACGAUGGUUAUCAGAACCAAAGGGCGAUAGCAGACAUUGUGGGCGAUUAUUUCUUUAUCUGCCCAUCCACACAUUUUGCGCAAUUAUUCGCAGAUCGCGGCAUGAAGGUCUACUAUUACUUUUUCACGCAGAGGACAAGUACGAAUGUAUGGGGCAAAUGGAUGGGUGUGAUGCAUGGUGACGAAGUGGAAUAUGUCUUUGGGCAUCCCUUGAAUAAAUCUUUGGAAUACACCGACAAUGAACGAGAUCUGUCUUUGAGAAUGAUUCACUAUUUCUCGCGAUUUGCAUAUACGGGGAUGCCAACAGUAACCGAAACUGAGUGGCCAUCUUACACCAGGAACCAUCCAAAGUAUUUUAUUUGGAACGCGGAAAAGAAGAAUGCUUUUGGCAGAGGUCCUCGCACAACAGCCUGUGCAUUUUGGAACGAAUUCUUGCCGCGCCUAAAAGGUGUUCCUGAUCCCACACCCGAAGCAUGUAAAAGUGCAAUGGCGUCGAGCGUUUCUGCCGGUGUCAGCAAACUGCGUAGUUCGUCAACAAUUGCGUCCAUCAUCUUACUUCCGGUGCUGGUAGUAUAUAGAUUUAUAUAAGCGAUUCACCUCCAUGUCGAUA